GCUUAGAAGCAAACCUCUAAACGUCAGUGGGGGUGGUCCUUCGUUAUCUGACAUCACUGUUCAGAAGCUACAGAGCUGCGUGGUGCUGAAACGCGAUUAAAAAAACUAUAACGGAGAAAUUUAACAUUUUUCAUGAAUGAAUAUUAUCUGGAAAAGAUCCCAAUUCAGUGCUCUGAGGGAAACCUUCAUAAACACCGGAAACGCGUGUUUUUGUUUUAUAAUCUGAGGGGUCUUCAACACACAGGAGCGAUGGCUGCCGUUAUAACAAAGAGAUCGCUGCAGAGGUACGUGGUUCUCUUUCUUCUUCUUGCCUCGGCUUGCAAAGUAUCAGCUUCAGCGACUCAUUAUUCAAUAUCCGAAGAGAUGAAAGAAGGAUCCGUUGUGGCUAAUCUCGCUGCCGAUCUUGGCCUGGACAUUGCGACGCUUACAAAGAGAAAGAUGCGAGUUGAUAUAAUCGCUAACAAGAAAUAUUUGGAUGUAAACAAGGAGACUGGCGAGAUGUAUGUUCUGGAAAAGAUCGACAGAGAGCAAAUUUGCCCAACAAAGUCAUCAGCCUCUUGUUACCUCAGAUUGGAAGUUACAUUGGACAAUCCAGUGCGGAUUUUUAACAUCGAAGUGGAAAUUUUGGACAUGAAUGACAACGCCCCACAAUUUCGAAGGGAGGUGAUACAUUUAGAUAUAUCAGAAGCGACACCAAAGGGGGAGAGAUUUUCUCUCAGUAAUGCGGUUGAUCGUGAUGUUGGUACUAAUGCAUUAAAAACAUAUCAUCUGAGUGAAAGCGAAUAUUUCAGCAUCCAGGUCCAGACAGGGAGAGAUGGGUCUAAAGUUGCAGAUUUGAUAUUGAAAAAAACCUUAGAUCGUGAGAAGCAGUCAUUUCACAACUUAAUCCUUACAGCUGUGGAUGGAGGAACACCUGCUCGGUCUGGAACUGCCAGUGUUAUUGUUCGGGUUUUAGACACUAAUGACAAUGCUCCAACAUUUGACAGGACUAGUUUGACAGUUAACAUCCAGGAAAAUUCCCCAAUUGGAAGCCCUGUUAUUCGUCUUAAUGCAACAGAUCUAGAUGAAGGAUCAAAUUCUUAUAUAACAUACUCAUACAGUUUAUAUACAUCAGAAAAAGCACAAGAAACAUUCAGUCUGAACCCAACCACUGGAGAAAUAACAGUAAAAGGAAUUUUGAAUUACGAGGAUUUUAAGAUUUACGACAUGGAAGUUAUAGCAACAGAUAAUGGAGCUAACAGUUUGUCUGGACAAUGCACCAUAAAGAUUAUAGUUGAAGACAUGAAUGACAACCACCCUGAAAUAUCUAUUAAAUCAUUUCAAAGUCCAGUCAGUGAAAACAUAGAAUUAGACACAGUGAUAGCUGUAGUUAGUGUUAGUGAUAAAGACUCUGGUGAUAAUGGAGUGGUUGAUCUUUAUAUUCCAAAGAACAUGCCUUUUAAAUUAAAGGAGUCCUCUGAUAACUAUUAUGAGUUAGUGGUGUCAGAGUCAUUGGACCGAGAGAAGGUCCCAGAAUAUGACAUCACUUUCACUGUCAAAGACAGAGGCUCUCCUCCUUUAGUUGACAAUGAAACUAUGACUUUGGAGCUGCUGGAUGUUAAUGACAAUGUUCCACAGUUUCCCCAGUCAUUUUAUACUAUACGUGUCAUGGAGAAUAAUGCACCUGGGGCUUUGCUAAGCUCACUCACUGCAUUUGAUCCUGACCUCCAUGAAAACCAGUAUCUAGUUUAUUUUAUAAUUGAAAAGGAGAUCGCCAACACCUCCAUGUCCAUGCUGUUCUCCAUCAAUCCAGAGAAUGGGAAUCUUUACGCUCUGAAAACUUUUGAUUAUGAAAUUGAAAAAGAGUUUCUUUUCCACAUCGAGGCCAGAGACUCUGGUUCUCCUCCUCUCAGCAGUAACGUGACUGUUCACAUCAUUAUUGUGGACCAAAAUGACAACGCUCCAACUAUAGUUUCUCCUUGGCGGGCUCAUGGCUCAGUAGUAGAGGAGAAGAUCCCCAGAUCCACUGAUAAAGGCUCUCUGGUGGCUAAAGUGAUCGCCUUAGACACAGACUCUGUGCACAACUCUCGGAUUACCUACCAGUUUCUCCAGGUGACUGAUGCUUCCUUGUUCAGUCUGGAACAAUACAAUGGAGAGAUCCGGACCAUGAGGAUGUUCAGUUACAAAGACUCCCGCCAUCACAGACUGGUUGUUGUUGCCAAGGACAACGGGGAGCCUGCUCUCUCUGCUACAGUCACCAUCAAGCUGCUGACAGUGGAGACUGAUGUUAAGGCCUACUCUGACAUGACUGAGAUGCCUCUGGAAUAUGACAUCUUUUCAGAUAUAAACCUGUAUCUGGUCAUCGGUCUGGGCUCAGGUUUCAUUUCUCCUGCUCAUCACCAUACUGGUCACCAUCGUGCUGAAGUGUCAGAAACCCAAGCCCAGCAAAGCUGCUCCUCCCAGCAGGAACAGUGUGAUCAGCACAUGCCUUUUAAAUUAAAGGAGUCCUCUGAUAACUAUUAUGAGUUAGUGGUGUCAGAGCCAUUAGACCGAGAGAAGGUCCCAGAAUAUGACAUCACUUUCACUGUCAAAGACAGAGGCUCUCCUCCUUUAGUUGACAAUGAAACAAUGACUUUGGAGCUGCUGGAUGUUAAUGACAAUGUUCCACAGUUCCCCCAGUCAUUUUAUACUAUACGUGUCAUGGAGAAUAAUGCACCUGGGGCCUUGCUCAGCUCACUCACUGCAUUUGAUCCUGACCUCCAUGAAAACCAGUAUCUAGUUUAUUUUAUCAUAGAGAAGGAGAUUGCCAACACCUCCAUGUCCAUGCUGUUCUCCAUCAAUCCAGAGAAUGGGAAUCUUUACGCUCUGAAAACUUUUGAUUAUGAAAUUGAAAAAGAGUUUCUUUUCCACAUCGAGGCAAGAGACUCUGGUUCUCCUCCUCUCAGCAGUAACGUGACUGUUCACAUCAUUAUUGUGGACCAAAAUGACAACGCUCCAACUAUAGUUUCUCCUUGGCGGGCUCAUGGCUCAGUAGUAGAGGAGAAGAUCCCCAGAUCCACUGAUAAAGGCUCUCUGGUGGCUAAAGUCAUCGCCUUAGACACAGACUCUGUGCACAACUCUCGGAUUACCUACCAGUUUCUCCAGGUGACUGAUGCUUCCUUGUUCAGUCUGGAUCAAUACAAUGGAGAGAUCCGGACCAUGAGGAUGUUCAGUUACAAAGACUCCCGCCAUCACAGACUGGUUGUUGUUGCCAAGGACAACGGGGAGCCUGCUCUCUCUGCUACAGUCACCAUCAAGCUGCUGACAGUGGAGACUGAUGUUAAGGCCUACUCUGACAUGACUGAGAUGCCUCUGGAAUAUGACAUCUUUUCAGACAUAAACCUGUAUCUGGUCAUCGGUCUGGGCUCAGUUUCAUUUCUCCUGCUUAUCACCAUACUGGUCACCAUUGUGCUGAAGUGUCAGAAACCCAAGCCCAGCAAAGCUGCUCCUCCCAGCAGGAACAGUGUGAUCAGUGAGAGGAACUCCACCAUUGCAGACUCCACUCUGGUAUCCAAUGAUGCCUACUGGUACAGUCUGUUUCUGGCAGAGACCAGGAAAGGAAAGCUGGUGGUUAGACAGCCUGUGCCAAAGGGCUCCAGGUACAUCGUAUCCAGCCUUCCGAGAGGAACAGGACUGUCAGAGACUAGUGGCUCUGCAGCUUCUACUCUCCAGAGGUAUGUUGCAGUUGGACUAUUCCUCUGUCUUUCUUCUAUUAUUGACAUCGCAACCACUGUAACUCAUUAUUCCGUACCGGAGGAAAUGGAUGAAGGAUCCGUUGUUGCAAAUUUAGCGACUGAUUUAGGAUUAGAUGUACGGAGUCUGAGUAAAAGAAAAAUGCGCGUGGAUGUUGUGGGCAACAAGAAGUACCUCGAGAUUAACAGAGAUACUGGGGAGCUUUUUAUCUUGGAAAAAAUAAACAGGGAAUUUCUUUGUCCUCUCAAGACAGCCACCUCCUGCUUCAUUAGAUUAGACGCUACAAUUGAGAACCCGGUGCGCAUGUUUAACAUUGAGGUAGAAAUAUUGGACAUAAAUGAUAACGCUCCUCAUUUUAGACGAGGAACAAUGCAUUUGGACAUAUCAGAGUCCAGCCCUGUGGGAGAGAGAUUUUCCCUGAAUAACGCUGCAGACCCGGAUGUCGGGACGAAUUCUGUGCAGAAUUACCACCUGAGCGCAAGUGAUCAUUUUGCUAUUGAAAUUCAGACCGGCAGGGACGGGACGAAAUUUGCAGACUUGGUUCUGAAAAAAGCUCUGGACAGAGAACAGCAGGCUGUUCAUAAUCUGAUUCUGACUGCUGUGGACGGUGGAGUUCCCACCCGCACGGGUACAGCCAGCAUCAUUGUUCGCGUGCUAGAUGUGAACGACAACGCCCCUUCAUUUGACAAAGACAAGUACGUUGUAGAUGUGAUGGAGAAUUCUCCCAUUGGCAGCUUGGUAAUCAAGCUGAAUGCUACAGAUUUAGAUGAAGGCUCCAAUUCUGAUAUUGUUUAUUCAUACAGCUUAUAUACAUCAGAAAGAACACAGAUGAUGUUUAACCUGAAUCCAGAAAAUGGUGAAAUCAGAGUAAAGGAAAUGAUAAAUUAUGAAGAUGAUCAACUUUAUGAGAUGGAGGUCAUAGCCAGUGACAAGGGGCCUAACUCCUUAUCUGGACAGAGCAGAGUGACCAUUCAGGUGACUGAUAUGAAUGACAACCACCCUGAAAUUUCUAUUAAAUCAUUUCAGAGUCCAAUUAAAGAAAAUGUGGACACAGACACAGUGAUAGCUGUUGUUAGUGUCAGUGAUAAAGACUCUGGUGAUAAUGGAGUGGUUGAUCUUCAUAUUCCAGAGAAUAUGCCUUUCAAACUGAGGAAGUCCUCUGAUAUACAGUAUUAUGAGUUAGUUUUGUCAGAGCCAUUAGACCGAGAGAAGGUCCCAGAAUAUGACAUCACUUUCACUGUCAAAGACAGAGGCUCUCCUCCUUUAUUUGACAAUGAAACUAUGACUUUGGAGCUGCUGGAUGUUAAUGACAAUGUUCCACAGUUUCCCCAGUCAUUUUAUACUAUACGUGUCAUGGAGAAUAAUGCACCUGGGGCCUUGCUCAGCUCGCUCACUGCAUUUGAUCCUGACCUCCAUGAAAACCAGUAUCUAGUUUAUUUUAUCAUAGAGAAGGAGAUCGCCAACACCUCUAUGUCCAUGCUGUUCUCCAUCAAUCCAGAGAAUGGGAAUCUUUAUGCUCUGAAAACUUUUGAUUAUGAAAUUGAAAAAGAGUUUCUUUUCCACAUCGAGGCCAGAGACUCUGGUUCUCCUCCUCUCAGCAGUAACGUGACUGUUCACAUCAUUAUUGUGGACCAAAAUGACAACGCUCCAACUAUAGUUUCUCCUUGGCGGGCUCAUGGCUCAGUAGUAGAGGAGAAGAUCCCCAGAUCCACUGAUAAAGGCUCUCUGGUGGCUAAAGUGAUCGCCUUAGACACAGACUCUGUGCACAACUCUCGGAUUACCUACCAGUUUCUCCAGGUGACUGAUGCUUCCUUGUUCAGUCUGGAUCAAUACAACGGAGAGAUCCGGACCAUGAGGAUGUUCAGUUACAAAGACUCCCGCCAUCACAGACUGGUUGUUAUUGCCAAGGACAACGGGGAGCCUGCUCUCUCUGCUACAGUCACCAUCAAGCUGCUGACAGUGGAGACUGAUGUUAAGGCCUACUCUGACAUGACUGAGAUGCCUCUGGAAUAUGACAUCUUUUCAGAUAUAAACCUGUAUCUGGUCAUCGGUCUGGGCUCGGUUUCAUUUCUCCUGCUCAUCACCAUACUGGUCACCAUCGUGCUGAAGUGUCAGAAACCCAAGCCCAGCAAAGCUGCUCCUCCCAGCAGGAACAGUGUGAUCAGUGAGAGGAACUCCACCAUUGCAGACUCCACUCUGGUAUCCAAUGAUGCCUACUGGUACAGUCUGUUUCUGGCAGAGACCAGGAAAGGAAAGCUGGUGGUUAGACAGCCUGUGCCAAAGGGUUCCAGGUACAUCGUGUCCAGCCUACCGAGAGGGACAGGACUGUCAGAGACUAGUGGCUCAGCAGCUUCUACUCUGCAGCCUGGGGAAAAACAGGGUUUUCUCAAUAGUGGAAUGUUCAGGAUGGCACAACCUGUCAGCCUUUUUUGCAGGACGGGGUAUGUGUUGCUGACUCUUAGUGUUUUUGCCACGUUUAAUAACGUAAUGUCAGUCACUCAUUAUUCUGUACCCGAGGAAAUGGAGGAGGGAUCCAUCGUUGCGAAUUUGGCGUCUGACCUGGGACUAGAAGUGAAAACUCUGAAGACGAGGAGAAUGCGCGUUGAUGUAGCAAACAAAAAAUAUAUCGACAUCAACACAGACACCGGUGAGCUUUUUAUUUUGGAAAGAAUUAACAGAGAGCUUCUGUGCCCAUCGAAAACCUCUUCACACUGUAUGCUUAAAUUAGACGCGACAAUUGAGAACCCGGUGCGCAUGUUUAACAUUGAGGUAGAAAUAUUGGACAUAAAUGAUAACGCUCCUCAUUUUAGAAGAGGAACAAUGCAUUUGGACAUAUCGGAGUCCAGCCCUGUGGGAGAGAGAUUUUCUCUGAAUAACGCUGCAGACCCGGAUGUCGGAACGAAUUCUGUGCAGAAUUACCACCUGAGCGCAAGUGAUCAUUUUGCUAUUGAAAUUCAGACCGGCAGGGACGGGACGAAAUUUGCAGACUUGGUUCUGAAAAAGGCUCUGGACAGAGAACAGCAGGCUGUUCAUAAUCUGAUUCUGACUGCUGUGGACGGUGGAGUUCCCACCCGCACGGGUACAGCCAGCAUCAUUGUUCGCGUGCUAGAUGUGAACGACAACGCCCCUUCAUUUGACAAAGACAAGUACGUUGUAGAUGUGAUGGAGAAUUCUCCCAUUGGCAGCUUGGUAAUCAAGCUGAAUGCUACAGAUUUAGAUGAAGGCUCCAAUUCUGAUAUUGUUUAUUCAUACAGCUUAUACACAUCAGAGAGAACACAGAUGAUGUUUAACCUGAAUCCAGAAAAUGGUGAAAUCAGAGUAAAAGAAAUGAUAAAUUAUGAAGAUGAUCAACUUUAUGAGAUGGAGGUCAUAGCCAGUGACAAGGGGCCUAACUCCUUAUCUGGACAGAGCAGAGUGACCAUCCAGGUGACUGAUAUGAAUGACAACCACCCUGAAAUUUCUAUUAAAUCAUUUCAGAGUCCAGUUAAAGAAAAUGUGGACACAGACACAGUGAUAGCUGUUGUUAGUGUCAGUGAUAAAGACUCUGGUGAUAAUGGAGUGGUUGAUCUUCAUAUUCCAGAGAAUAUGCCUUUCAAACUGAGGAAGUCCUCUGAUAACUAUUAUGAGUUAGUGUUAUCAGAGCCAUUAGACCGAGAGAAGGUCCCAGAAUAUGACAUCACUUUUACUGUCAAAGACAGAGGCUCUCCUCCUUUAUUUGACAAUGAAACUAUGACUUUGGAGCUGCUGGAUGUUAAUGACAAUGUUCCACAGUUUCCCCAGUCAUUUUAUACUAUACGUGUCAUGGAGAAUAAUGCACCUGGGGCCUUGCUCAGCUCGCUAACUGCAUUUGAUCCUGAUCUUCAUGAAAACCAGUAUCUAGUUUAUUUUAUCAUAGAGAAGGAGAUCGCCAACACCUCCAUGUCCAUGCUGUUCUCCAUCAAUCCAGAGAAUGGGAAUCUUUAUGCUCUGAAAACUUUUGAUUAUGAGAUUGAAAAAGAGUUUCUUUUCCACAUCGAGGCCAGAGACUCUGGUUCUCCUCCUCUCAGCAGUAACGUGACUGUUCACAUCAUUAUUGUGGACCAAAAUGACAAUGCUCCAACUAUAGUUUCUCCUUGGCGGGCUCAUGGCUCAGUAGUAGAAGAGAAGAUCCCCAGAUCCACUGAUAAAGGCUCUCUGGUGGCUAAAGUGAUCGCCUUAGACACAGACUCUGUGCACAACUCUCGGAUUACCUACCAGUUUCUCCAGGUGACUGAUGCUUCCUUGUUCAGUCUGGAUCAAUACAAUGGAGAGAUCCGGACCAUGAGGAUGUUCAGUUACAAAGACUCCCGCCAUCACAGACUGGUUGUUGUUGCCAAGGACAACGGGGAGCCUGCUCUCUCUGCUACAGUCACCAUCAAGCUGCUGACAGUGGAGACUGAUGUUAAGGCCUACUCUGACAUGACUGAGAUGCCUCUGGAAUAUGACAUCUUUUCAGAUAUAAACCUGUAUCUGGUCAUCGGUCUGGGCUCUGUUUCAUUUCUCCUGCUUAUCACCAUACUGGUCACCAUUGUGCUGAAGUGUCAGAAACCAAAGCCCAGCAAAGCUGCUCCUCCCAGCAGGAACAGUGUGAUCAGUGAGAGGAACUCCACCAUUGCAGACUCCACUCUGGUAUCCAAUGAUGCCUACUGGUACAGUCUGUUUCUGGCAGAGACCAGGAAAGGAAAGCUGGUGGUUAGACAGCCUGUGCCAAAGGGCUCCAGGUACAUCGUGUCCAGCCUACCGAGAGGGACAGGACUGUCAGAGACUAGUGGCUCAGCAGCUUCUACUCUGCAGGCCUCUACUGCAAGCAGCAGCAGCUCUAAGUAACCCGAGUCCUUCAGCUGUGGACAGGAUCCAUAACAACAGCAAACACAUCACUGAAGAAAAGAGGAACUGCUUUUUGAUAUCCGUACCCACGUAAAUGCCAUCCUCUGUCUUGCUCCUGUUCCUUAUCGUGUGCAGUCAUCAUGCAACUCAAAUGAAAUUUACCAGAGAACAUACCCAUGCACUCCCUCUUUGUUUGAGCACAUACGCAGAUCUGAUGUCCAUACCUAUAUGCAUGAAUAUAAUGCAUGGCUUCAACUGUGUUAAAAAAAAAAAAACAGCCAUUCAAAACAUUUUUAGAGCAGGUACUGACAAAUAAGCAGACUGUAACAUGGUAUCUAUUUCUAAGUAUGUACAGAAGACACAAAAAUUAUUCCAAGAGUGGACAUAGGAACGCUGAAAUGCCUUUCAUAGACUUUUUGCAUUUUUUAGAAGGAAGCACAUGUUGGGUACUUACUGUAAGUUUUAUCCAUUGUGCCCAUUUCUGCGCCAUACAAAGUGUAUUAUAUAAACAACCUGAAAAAUGAAGUGCUGCACAAAUAACUAAAUGUCCCAAAAUUGAAAGAAAAACAAAUAUUAAUACAAAGGAAUAAUAUUUAAUAAAUUAGCGUUAGCCUCUUUUUAAGUUAUGUUUGGUACUAAUGUUUUAUGAGUUAGUCCAGCUUAAAUGUAUGAAAAUGUCACGUCCAUCAUAAGCACAAAUGAACAGGACUGAGGACUUCAGCCAUAAUGUCCUUCGGUUCUUUCUAUUUAUAAAAGAGUAAAUUUGCAGUUUCAAUAAACCUUUGCUUCCUUACAAGAGAAACACACACAUAUACCCUUUCCCAUGACUUCAAAUUUCAAUCUUAACAUAUCUGAAGGUUUUGGCUACUUGAACAUUAUUAAAGGUGUCUUGAGGUCUCAUUGAGUGAGUGAACGUGAAAGAACAACCUGAUUUGUUCUUGUAUUAACUGUAUAUAAUGCUAGAAAUGGUAAUGAAUUUGUUUUUUUUAGUUGAUUUUGUAAUCCAUUCUGUAAAAUUUGCAUAAUUUCAGUAUUUUCAGUGGUGCAACAUGACAAACCUUGAUUGUUAAUUUACAAAAUGCAAACAGCAUACUAUACCUGUUUUGGUUUGUUUUUUUAUCCAAUGGAAGUUUUAUGUAUUUUACUGAAUUGUACGUGUCACUUUACAGAGGAAACAAUUCACUUACAUGCAGCAGACGUAAGCUGAAACAUAUGCCUGUUUAUUAAUAUACAUUUGUAUCAUCAAUAUAGGGCUUUUAAGCCUCUUUAAUGUGAACCGAAUUAUGUGCCAACAGAUUUAAGUCAGCCUGUCUCUGCAAGAAUACAACAACCAUCUUGUCAAACUCUUUAGUACAGCUUGGUUUUGUAGUUAGAAAGUUCAAUGUUUUCAAUCAAACAUAUUGUAAUUCCAGUGUUACUUUCACAGUGAAAUAUGUAGAACGUGUGUUAGUUAUAUACUGUGGUCUGUGAAUUACAAAAUAAAACAUAAAAACACUAAA
Molecule: messenger RNA, 10055 nt
Organism: Cyprinodon tularosa
Lineage: Eukaryota; Metazoa; Chordata; Actinopteri; Cyprinodontiformes; Cyprinodontidae
Product: protocadherin Fat 4-like
Biological process (GO): homophilic cell-cell adhesion
Cellular component (GO): plasma membrane
Molecular function (GO): calcium ion binding
Source: RefSeq, a predicted model, not a curated record